Messenger RNA from Darwinula stevensoni, 948 nucleotides. The record is from the annotation of a GenBank genome assembly. Lineage: Eukaryota; Metazoa; Arthropoda; Ostracoda; Podocopida; Darwinulidae.
AUGGAGCGGGGAAUGCCGUCAGAGCGAAUGCCGUAUUGCGCAUCAUCUGCCUUGAGACCUGUGGAGAUUGCUCGCCCCUUUUUCACAUCUGAAAUGCAUAUCCAAACUGCCAUUCGAAAAUUUGGAACUUGGGGACAUAAGAAGAGAGACCGAGAAAAGGGGAGUGGAGUGGUUGGAGAGGAAGACAGCAACGUGUCGGACGGAUGUGGAGAAUGGUCUCGCAGGCAACCCAGGAUCAUCAACGGCUCCGGUGUGCAACACAUAACGUCAGCACCUUGGAUGGCAUCCAUUCACGUUCAGAUCUAUGGAUAUGGUUUCGCUUGUGCCGCGACGAUCAUCCACCCGAGAUUCGUCUUGACCGCUGCACAUUGCCUUUUCACUGAGCAGCUUCCCAAUGGCGUGGCACCAAACGUCACCGUUUAUAUGUAUGAUCUGCGUCGCCACAGGGGAGACAUGCGACCGCUCUUCGUUCUCCACACCUGGGGACAUGCUGAUUACGACAUCGCACUGAUAGAGCUCGCCGGAUCCGUGCCCUUAAGCAUGGAUGACACGGCUCCCAAGCCCUGGAUCUGCGUGCCUAGUGAUGACGACAUAGACGUGGCGAAACGCUGCAGGGCCAAGGUCUUCGGAUGGGGGUUCACCGACUACAGCGAGAUGGUCGAACCCGAACACCUGCGACAACUCGACGUCCGCAUCCUAGAAGACGGCGACCCUGGCUGUCACGUGCCGGAGGAUCACAGAGGUGUCAUGUGCGCCUACGGGACCAGACGCGGAAGCGGGAUUUGCUUCGGUGACAGUGGAGGCCCCCUCGUUGUCUAUUACGGAAGGAAGGCGUACCUCAUGGGUGUGACCUCACACGUGCGUGGCAUGUGCUCCGACGCCCCCGCCACCUUCGUUCGAGUCAGUCACUUCCAGGAAUACAUCCGAAAUUUCCUUCUCGAUCUUUGA